Messenger RNA from Lingula anatina, 446 nucleotides. Its product is annotated as transportin-3. The record is from RefSeq and is a predicted model, not a curated record. Gene Ontology annotation, cellular component: cytoplasm. Gene Ontology annotation, molecular function: small GTPase binding. Gene Ontology annotation, biological process: protein import into nucleus. Lineage: Eukaryota; Metazoa; Brachiopoda; Lingulata; Lingulida; Lingulidae.
UAUUGUAGUUGGGCUGGGAUUUGCAAGGCUUGAUUUUCUGUGCACAGGCCGCUUCGACUGUAAACGUUUUGUGGUAAAUAAUGGAUUCAGCACCGUCCAUUGAGACGGUGCUACAAGCAAUACAUGCUCUUUACCACCAUCCUGAUCCAGCAGGAAAAGAAAAAGCGUCUGUUUGGUUGGGAGAAUUACAGAAAUCGGUGUUUGCCUGGCAAAUUGCAGACCAUCUUUUACAACAAAAUAGAGACCUAGAAUCAUGUUAUAUUGCAGCUCAAACCAUGAGGACAAAGAUUCAAUAUGCCUUCCAUGAACUACCACCAGCAACACAUCAGUCUUUAAGAAAUUCUCUCUUAGACCACAUCAGUAAAACCAAUGCAGGGACAAAUCAAGUAAUAGUCACACAGAUCCCUCAAGUCCAGAAAUGCUACUUCAAAAUAAACAGUCUCUAG